This is a messenger RNA of Phanerochaete carnosa HHB-10118-sp, 837 nucleotides long. RefSeq lists its product as uncharacterized. The record is from RefSeq and is a predicted model, not a curated record. Bases 1 to 837 code for a protein of 278 amino acids. The transcript has 5 exons. Gene Ontology annotation, biological process: chorismate metabolic process; aromatic amino acid biosynthetic process. Lineage: Eukaryota; Fungi; Basidiomycota; Agaricomycetes; Polyporales; Phanerochaetaceae. Gene Ontology annotation, molecular function: chorismate mutase activity. Gene Ontology annotation, cellular component: cytoplasm.
AUGCAUUUUCACCCACUAAGUCUUGUAACCCUCCCUAUAGCAAUCUGCGCCGUCUUGGCUGGCGCCACUGGCACCAGACCCGUGUUGACAGUCCCAGGGCUGGUGCAGAUCAGAGAUAUCCUAGCUCAACUCGAGGCUCCCAUUGUCAGCACCUUAACAGAACGCAUCAAUCUCGCCACCAAUCACUCGCUGUACGCAAAUGGCGGUCAGGAACUGUUGAGUUUCCUCAAGCAGCGCGAAGUCGUCAGUGCAGCCUCUGGACGAUACGACUAUGGGAAACUCGAAUACCCCUUCACUCAGCCGCUCAUCGCUCCAGACAUCUCCACACCGAGCAAUCCCUUCCCUCCGGGUCGAUUUCACCAGGACUCGUUCAGCGGCAACGGCAACAUUACCGCGUUCUACAUUGACACAUUGGUUCCAUUUUUCAGUUCUCCGACUUCGUACUACUACCACUUGGACAACUCGACCAUCGACGACGAUGCUGUCCUCAAUCUUGAUGCGACGCUCCUUGCUCUUCUGUCUCAUCGAGCGCACAUCGGCAAGAUCGUCGCCGAGACAAAAUACGAGUCCAACGUCACAGGGUUCACAACGUUGAUCGAAGCCCAAGACAGCGCCGGUACCAGGGUCCUCGUCACAAAUACCACUCAGGAAGCAGGCGUAUCAAGUCAGGCGUUCACUGCUGCUGCUGCCUUCUCAGAUGCGUGGCUCGAUGCGGGUGCUCUGGUCUCCAACGACUUUGCAAGCAAUCUCCAAAAUGCCACAGCCAAGUUGUUCCGGGAGCUCAUCGAUAUUACCACGGAGAUUGAAAUCCAAUAUCUUCUGCAGCGUUUGAAUUAG